Musa acuminata AAA Group (dessert banana) is the source of this 336-nucleotide messenger RNA. RefSeq names its product protein phosphatase 1 regulatory subunit INH3-like. The transcript has a single exon. The record is from RefSeq and is a predicted model, not a curated record. Bases 1 to 336 code for a protein of 111 amino acids. Gene Ontology annotation, molecular function: protein phosphatase 1 binding; protein serine/threonine phosphatase inhibitor activity. Gene Ontology annotation, cellular component: nucleus. NCBI's taxonomy places the organism in Eukaryota, Viridiplantae, Streptophyta, Magnoliopsida, Zingiberales, Musaceae.
AUGGCGAGAACCUCCGCUCCGUCAACGACCGGAACCCUAACCCUAACGAUCGAAGAGCUGUCCCCUUCUUCUUCUUCGGCUCCCACCUCUUCUCAGCGAUCGCAGCCGCCCGAAACCCUAGUUCUCCGACUCAAGCGGCCCAAGAAGAAGGUCUCCUGGAAGGAAGGGACGGUCGACAACGAGUUCCUCAACCGCAAGAGUUCCAAGAAGUGCUGCAUCUUCCACAAGCAGAAGCCCUUCGACGAGGACGACAGCGACGAGGAGGACCGCGGCGAUAAGCCCGCUGGCGACUCGGCUGGGCCAAGCCGUUGCUGCUCCCACGCCCUUGACCACUGA